This is a messenger RNA of Strigops habroptila (Kakapo), 1967 nucleotides long. Its product is annotated as cystathionine beta-synthase-like. The record is from RefSeq and is a predicted model, not a curated record. Bases 26 to 1645 code for a protein of 539 amino acids. Lineage: Eukaryota; Metazoa; Chordata; Aves; Psittaciformes; Psittacidae. Gene Ontology annotation, cellular component: cytoplasm. The transcript has 15 exons. Gene Ontology annotation, molecular function: cystathionine beta-synthase activity; cysteine synthase activity.
UGCUUGCCUGCCUGCUUUUCCUCCCAUGUGGCAGUGGGUCUCUAUUUCCACAACACAGGAGCUGGCCAAGCUGUGCCCACUCAUGAAUGGCAGUUGUGUGGGAAAUCAGGAAAACAAAGCCGACAGCUCCUGGGUUCUUCCCAACUUGCCCAGCAAGUGCACGUGGACACCUACAACGCCUGCCACCAAGUCCCCACACUCCUGUGUGCCCGUGCCAGAAGAAAAAAAGAUCUUGCCCAACAUCCUGAAGAGAAUUGGCUGCACCCCAAUGGUCCGAGUCAACAAGAUUGGGGAGUCCUAUGGGCUCAAGUGUGAGCUCUUGGCAAAAUGCGAGUACUUCAAUCCAGGGGGCAGUGUGAAGGACCGCAUCGGCCUGAGGAUGGUGGAAGAUGCAGAGCGAGCUGGGAUUAUUAAACCAGGAGACACUCUGAUUGAACCCACUUCAGGAAACACAGGAAUCGGGCUGGCAAUGGUAGCUGCAGUGAAAGGUUACCGCUGCAUUAUUGUCUUGCCGGAGAAGAUGAGCACGGAGAAGGUCGAUAUUCUGAAGGCGUUGGGUGUUGAAAUUGUGAGGACCCCAUGCACCCGCUUUGAUGCUCCAGAGUCUAACGUUCGUGUGGCCUGGAAGUUGAAAAGUGAAAUCCCAAACUCUCACAUCCUGGACCAGUACCGAAAUCCAAGCAACCCCCUGGCUCAUUACGACACCACGGCAGAGGAGAUCCUGGAGCAGUGUGAAGGCAAGGUCCACAUGGUGGUGGUUGGGUCUGGCACAGGAGGCACCAUCACUGGCAUCGCCAGGAAGCUGAAGGAGAAAUGCCCAGAAUGCAAGGUCAUUGGCGUGGACCCUGAAGGCUCCAUUGUCGCUCUGCCCAGUGAGAUGAACACAACAAGCACCACAAACAUUGAAGUGGAGGGCAUUGGGCAUGACUUUAUCCCUACUGUCCUUGACAGAUCAGUGGUUGAUCAGUGGUAUAAAUGCAACGACAGAGACUCAUUCCUCAUGUCUCGCAGGCUGAUCAGAGAGGAGGGACUAUUGUGCGGAGGCAGCUCGGGCAGUGCCAUGUCUGUUGCCGUGCAGGCAGCCAAGGACCUGAAGGAAGGUCAGCGUUGUGUCGUCAUCCUGCCUGACUCUGUCAGGAACUACAUGUCCAAAUUUUUGAAUGAUAAGUGGAUGAUAAAAAAUGGUUUCCUAAGUGACGUCCAGGAGCACAAGCCUUGGUGGUGGAACAUCAAGGUGCAGAAACUGAAUCUCUCAGCCCCUCUCAUUCUCCUCCCAGAAGUCAGCUGUAAAAAGGCAAUUGAGAUCCUGCAGAAGAAGGGAUAUGACCAAGCUCCUGUUGUUGCUGAAUCAGGGCUUAUUUUGGGAAUGGUGACCCUCAGCAACACCCUUACCUCAGUGCUGGCUGGAAACGCGCAGUUCUCAGACUCUGUCACAAAGGUCAUCUACGACCAGUUCUCAAAGAUUGGCCUGGAGGACAGCCUCGGCAAACUUUCCUGCAUCCUGGAGAAUGACCACUUUGCUAUUGUUGUACAUGAGCAAAUGCAGUUCGAUGGGAAUGGCAGCUCCUUCAUGAAGCAGAUGGUGUUUGGCGUGGUCACAGCGAUGGACCUCCUCACCUUUGUCAGCAGAAACGAGAAGAAGUAGCAGAGCAGCUGGUUGUACCCUCCUCUGCUCCUCCGGCAGGGCCAGCUGCCCCCCGAGCCUCCACCUCCCAGCCGAGGUGCUUUCUGGUCUGAUCCAGCUGAUUGUUUCUCAGAAUGACUAGGUGAAAAUCGUACCGUAAUGACCAUUUGUCCUCUAAAUGCCAUCCCGGAAUACCACUAACGAGAAGAUAACUAAAGAAAUUGCAUUUAAUAGUCAUGAGUGGUUACACAGAGCUUCCCAGGGAUGGAGAGGUAAUGCAGGGAGGGGUGGGAAUGGGACAGGAAAGGUUGUUAUUGCCAAGAUUUUAGCAGGUGGGGGUUUG